CGUUAAUAAUGUCUUUGUUGCGAGUGCAAGUUAUCUUUAUUGAAAUGUAAAAAAAAAAUAAUAAGAUGAAUGUUUUAAUAACACUUUAUUUAAUAAAAUUAUUUGGAGAAACAUAAAAAUAGUUGUUUGAUAUGAUCAUAUAAAAGUUUAAAAUAACGUCAAAUAGCCAAUAAUAUCUCCAGAUUCAAUUACGUGUAUGUAUAGAUGUUCCGUCUGCUGUCUGUGUGGUCGGGCGCGAUGCCGACCGUGAAGCCUCUGUUCCCCACAAACCUUCCGCAGGACUUCCCCUUCGAUCCGCAAGAGUUCGCUGUCUUCGUACUACUCGGGAUAGUAAGCGGUUUACUAGCGGCGUUAUGGGUGUGGCUGCAUCGACAAUACGUCUUGUUCAUGAGAAACACUAAGACACUCAGCAACUUCCUGCAGAAAAACCGGUUCAUCUACCCGGGCAUGAUGACGCUAGUGGUUAUGUCCAUACUAUUCCCGCCCGGCAUCGGCAAGUACAUGGCAGCCGACCUCGGCAACCAGGAACAGGUGCUGUCUUUGUUCUCUAACUUCACGUGGGGCGACGACCUGUCGGCUGCACAGGCCGCGGUGGUCUCACACUGGGAGGCGCCAGGAGUUAACUACUUCGGAUGUCUCUUCAUAUAUUUCUGUUCAAUAGUGAGUAAAUAUUACAACACAUAACACCACCUCAUUUCUCUUUAAUUAGCUUUUCUACGGUAAAUUUUGAACUUAUCUGUUAACACAUUUAAGCUUAUUAUCAG
Diatraea saccharalis (sugarcane borer) is the source of this 764-nucleotide messenger RNA. The record is from the annotation of a GenBank genome assembly. Lineage: Eukaryota; Metazoa; Arthropoda; Insecta; Lepidoptera; Crambidae.